Molecule: messenger RNA, 731 nt
Organism: Drosophila pseudoobscura
Lineage: Eukaryota; Metazoa; Arthropoda; Insecta; Diptera; Drosophilidae
Product: DNA-binding protein SMUBP-2
Exons: 2
Coding region: 110-586 (158 amino acids)
Molecular function (GO): zinc ion binding
Source: RefSeq, a predicted model, not a curated record
UAUCGAUACAACAACAGCUGGAGACCAGCUGAUCCACGAAAUGAACAACAAAUCUGAUUUCACGAAAUGUUUUUAAGCUAAAUCCUGGUCAAAAAUAGAAUAAAUCCUUAUGGCUGCCGAUCCCAACCACCCCUCAACCUCGGCGGAUGAAGCGCCUCUGUUUCCGCCCGCCAAGCCUGGCAAACGGAUCGACUACGGUACAAAUGAUACACUGGAGCUUCUGGAGCGCAUUCCGAGCCAAGUGGUCGAUCUGAAGCUGGACGAUGUGCUAACCGCCGUUAAGGAGGUGGACAACCUCUGCGACUAUGCGCGCUGCAAGACCAAAACGAGCCUAAUGGGCCAGGACUGUCCGCACUGCAAGAAGCGGUUCUGUUUCAAGCACGGUCUGCCCGAGGUUCAUGGCUGUGGCGAGGAAAUCAAGCGGGACGAGCGCAAGAAGUUUCUGCACCCCAAGCCGGCGAAGACAGUGCGUCACGAGGAGGAUGUCAAAAAUGCCAAAAAAAGACUGGAUGCUAAGUUGAAGGAUAUGCAAGUUGGGCGCAUGCAAAAAGCAACCGGCGGGGGCUCCAAAAAGAAAGGAAAAUAGCCGUAAAAUUAAUAGUUUUUCCCCAUCGCACAAUACACACGCAUACAUACACAUCAACAGCUGAUGAAAUCAGCUGUUUUCGCGUUCUAAAAUUUUACAGUUCUUGAAAAUAUGAUUAAAACACAGCCUAGACAUUUAAUAAACC